Coniophora puteana RWD-64-598 SS2 is the source of this 758-nucleotide messenger RNA. RefSeq lists its product as uncharacterized. The record is from RefSeq and is a predicted model, not a curated record. The coding region runs from base 1 to 528 and encodes 175 amino acids. Gene Ontology annotation, cellular component: membrane. The transcript is spliced from 3 exons. Lineage: Eukaryota; Fungi; Basidiomycota; Agaricomycetes; Boletales; Coniophoraceae.
AUGACCAUCCGCAAUGGCCUGACGUCCCUGGCCCUCUUGCUUCACCUGUAUCUCAUGACUCGACAAAGACAUCACGGUCCCCGUGAAGCCGCAAAUGCUAACACGGGGAGCCUUUUAGCUGCUCGAGAAGGAGCUGACGCGGCAAAUGUGACUAUAACAUGCGUACCGUUUGGAGAGUGCGAGGCUUGUCCCGAUGACGCUCCCUUCGGCAACCGUCGCCUCAUGCACUGCUCCCCCGUCUCCCAAUCCACCACCAACACCUCCUCAAACCAUACAACUACCGACUCAGCCCCCGUUCGAUCAGGGAGCCCGCGACUCAACAACGGAAAAUCCGCCACGCAGGGUGAGACACCCGCUUGGCAGUCCUGCGGGCGCAUACCCUCUGUAGAGCGCGCCGACUUCUACGAGUUCUUCGCGUGCAACCUCUUCCUCGCGCUCGCCGCCGUCCUCACCGUGCUCGUGCGCACAAAGCUGGUGCAAACCCGCCAGGCGCGGAACGUCGCGGCACGCAUCUGGGGUCGACGGUGAUGUUUUUGGAUUUAUCAACGAAUGCAUGCCCUGCUCCUGCCAUACAUUUACAUGCCCUAUAGUGCAUACAUACAUAGCUGUACAAUAUAGUACCCGACCUCAGUUUGCUUCCUUAUACCAAAUCACGUCGACUUAUACGGCUUUCAGUAUCCUGAUAGACCUGGACUUCGUGCCACUUUCCCUAGUUAGACGGGGGCACGGUGCACGACGCAGCACGACAUGACACGACG